GGGGUUGCAUGAUGUCAAUGGCCUUGAAUCGAGGCGCAGGUGUCAAAACUUUCUAGGUUAUGUACAAUAAAUUCACAGAUUGUUUUUAAAAUCAAAAUGAGCAAAGAUAAAAAAGUCGAUCCAGGUUGGAAUGACCCGCCAAUGUUAAAUUAUACUACAUCAAAUCCGCCGCCAAAAUCCAGGAUUACAAACAAGAGGGUUGCUUUUCCAAUUGCUUCAAAUUCCUCUCAAGGAAGCCCGUUAAAUGUUAACGCACCGCCGCCAAUGGGCAGCGUUGUACCGCCACCGGUGGCUUUUGUGAAUAUAAAUAAAUUAAUUGAUGAAAACAGUGGCAACGAUACGGUCAAAAUGCAUUUGGAGUUAAUUAAAAAUAUGUGGCAACAGGGUCAGUUUACCGAUGAUGUGAAAGUAUUGAUAAGUGAUUUAGUUUUGAGUGUAUGUGAAAAAAACGCUGCCAAAGCCAAUGAAAUGCUUUUAAAGUUAUCUACGGGACACUCUGAUAUAAGUAACCAAUGGAUAGAGUCUAUAAAACAGUUAAUAAACAAUAUGUAAAAUAAAACAACAAUGUUAUAAGUUAUUUUUUUAUUAUUAUUAUUAUUUUUGUGCUUAAUAUUUUAUCUCAUGUUACAAUAUUAAUGUUGUGCCCGAUUCAUCUAAUAAAAGGUCAAACUUUUGAGCUGACAUUUGCAUUUAAAGCUUUAUUAAAUAGUAUUAACAAUUGUGAGCUAAAUCUAGUUGUAUAAUAAAUGUACAGUCAUAAAUUUAUUUUGGCUUUAUCUUAAUACCAUAAUAAACCAUUGUUUUAAAUGUAAAAACAAAAGUUCUAAAUAAAC
Molecule: messenger RNA, 833 nt
Organism: Brassicogethes aeneus
Lineage: Eukaryota; Metazoa; Arthropoda; Insecta; Coleoptera; Nitidulidae
Source: the annotation of a GenBank genome assembly